Staurois parvus is the source of this 957-nucleotide messenger RNA. The record is from the annotation of a GenBank genome assembly. Lineage: Eukaryota; Metazoa; Chordata; Amphibia; Anura; Ranidae.
UGCCUCUGGCUGUUGGCAGUGCUGGUGAGCUCAGUGAGGGCAGAUCAGACGGAGGAGUACCUGAAGAGAGAGCACUCACUGAGCAAACCCUACCAAGGGGUGGGCUCCUCUUCCUCAUCACUAUGGGAUUUAAUGGGCAAUGUGCUUGUUACUCCUCAGUAUGUACGUUUGACCCCAGACCAGCAAAGCAAACAGGGGGCCAUCUGGAACCGAAUGCCAUGUUAUUUGAGAGAUUGGGAGCUACAAGUCCACUUCAAAAUUCAUGGCCAGGGUAAGAAGAAUCUAAAUGGUGAUGGCUUUGCUAUCUGGUACACGAAGGAUCGGAUGCAACUAGGUCCUGUGUUUGGGAGCAAAGAUAACUUUAUUGGUCUAGGUCUAUUUGUAGAUACCUACCCAAAUGAGGAAAAACAACAUGAACGUGUGUUUCCCUUUGUUUCGGCAAUGGUGAGCAAUGGGUCUCUGACAUACGAUCACAGCAGAGAUGGCCGUCUUACUGAAAUCGGAGGUUGUACAGCCAUGGUGCGAAAUCUCAACCAUGACACUUUUCUGGUCAUCCGUUACGUCAAACGCAGACUCACAGUCAUGCUAGAUAUUGAUGGAAAACAAGAAUGGAGAGAUUGUGUGGAUGUACCUGGCGUGCGUUUGCCCCGUGGAUAUUACUUUGGCACAUCUGCUGUUACUGGGGAUCUUUCAGAUAACCACGACAUUAUAUCAAUGAAAUUGUACCAGAUCACUGUGGAGCGUACCCCUGCAGAGGAGAAGAUGGACAAAGAAGUUUUCAUCCCCAGUGUGGACAACAUGAAGUUACCAGGAGUUGAUGAUCCCUCGGAGUCUAUGAGCAAUUUUGCCAUCUUCCUCAUUGUCUUUUUUUCUCUGCUUGGUCUGGUCUUCGCCGGUGUCAUCUUGCUCAUUGUAUACAACAAGUGGCAGGAAAGAAGUCGAAAACAUUUCUACUGA